This is a messenger RNA of Prorocentrum cordatum, 2038 nucleotides long. NCBI's taxonomy places the organism in Eukaryota, Dinophyceae, Prorocentrales, Prorocentraceae. The record is from the annotation of a GenBank genome assembly.
UUUUCUCGGGGGAGGGGGCCACAGCCCGUGGCCUCCCUGGCGGCCCGACGAGCUGCAAUAUCCGCCGCCCUUGCAGCAGGAUUGGGCGUGGCGAAAUGGGGGGGUCACAGAAAAGCCGGGGCGCCCGCCGGCAAAAAACUCGCGCCACCGCCACGCCCUCGCGCAGCGCUGUGGUCGGGCACAGGGCCACGCGGCCGCGGACGGCUCCGCAGACCAAGGGCGCGGGCGGUGCAGCGGCGAAGCCUCGUGGUGCCGCUGCUGGUUGGAACCUCUUCGACGAGGCUUGGGCGCGGAAGUCCGUCGGCGCGCAGGCGGGUGAGGCAGGGGGGGCGGCCCGGAGCGGCCUUCUAAAGAGGCGAGCAGCUGUCCCGAAGGGCCUGGAGGCAUCAGAGGCGGGGCCCUGCUCACGGGCCGCCCAGCAGCGCCGCGAACUCCUCGACCCAGAGGCGGCCGAGCUCCUGCGGCUGCGGGAAGAGGGCCGGGUCCGCUACGAUGUUGGCGUGCACGAAGCCGCCGUACGUGAUAUGGACACCUGCGGGAUGAUGUUCGGGAAGACCAUCUGGACCUCCUUGAUCACCUGGGCGUUGUCCCCGUCCCUGGGGAACGUGGUCGGCGCAGUGGGCGCCGGGACGUUGGUGACGAUGAGCGAGUGCUUCGAGAAUGUCUCGCCAAUGGCCUUCCGCUUCAAGAAGUUGGGCGCCACGGCGUUCACAAGAUCUAUGAAGGACGACAGGCCGGCUAUGUACGGCCGCGACUUGAGGGCGUCGGUCGCCCGCAUGACCCCCUUCACUCGCCGCGCGCGGUCGGACUCGUGGACGGGCAGCGCGAGGCUGGCGUACAGGUGCCUGUUGCUGACCGAGCCCGCCAUGUCGCUGGGGUCGACAGGGCGAGGCAGCCCGAUCAGCAUCAGCGUCUUGCACUCGAGGGGCCCCGCGGCGUCGCCCUUCAGUCUCUCGUCGUCGUUCACCUCGGCGCCGAAGCGGCGCAGGGCCCCGGUCAGCGCCGCCAUGAGCACGUCGUUCACCGAGCAGCCGUGCCUCCUGCGGAUCUGCUGCACCAGCGACAUCUCCACCUUACCAUCUGGUAACCACCGGCGGGAACCGAGCGAGGGCGCGCCUGCCGUUGAACUUCAGGUACGGCGUGCGCUCCGAGAGUGGGCGGGUUGAUGCUGAGCUCCGAGUCCGGCUUGGCCAGCAGCGCCACCCCGAGGCCGCGGACGAACUUGCGGACCCCGUCGCCGCAGGCCUUCCUCGGCCUCGGCGCCGCCGCGGCCGCGGCCUCCGCCUGCGGCCGCGCCCCGGGGGGCAGCAGCGCGGCGGGCAGGGGCACCUUGCCGAGCAGGUCGCCGCCCUCGCAGCCGAACAUGGGCGACAUGGCGAACAGCAGCCCGAGGCCGUCGCCGAUCGAGUGGUGUAUCCUGAUCCAGGCGGCGGAUCUGCUCGGCGCUGGGGCGCUCAGGAGCACCACCCUCCACGGCGGCCUCGUGCGGUCGAGCCCCUCGAAGAAGGAGCCCUGGACAUGGGCGUCGAUGGCCGCCUCGUCCGCAACGGCCACCUCGGGGAAGUGGUACGCGGCAUCGAACUCCUGCGCCUGGACCCAGUACCCGUUGUCCAUGCGGCUGCUGAACCGGAAGGCCGGGUACAGGUGCGCCUCGAACUCGCGCGCCCACGCACCCGCGGGGGGCAGGCGGUCAAAGAAGAGCAGGACGUUGAUGAUCGGGUCUGUCAUGUUCAUGUCCUGCGGGAAGCCUCCGACCUCCAGGGUCCUGGCCAUCGGCGUCAUUGCCCGCCUGGCCGAGCUGCCGCGCCCGCUCGCGGCGCCAUCCGGCGCGGCUCCGUCCUCGCCCCGCUGCGGCGCGCGGGAGCGCAUCGCCAUGGACAGCUGGCCCUGCCCACCAAAACACGCGGCCGAGAGCGCCUGCGAAAAAGGGGGGGAGGGCAAGGGGGGCGAGGAGAGGGGAGAGGACCAGGACGGCGCGCGCGCACCGCUGAUCACGGCCUGCCCCCCCCGCCAGAGUCCAACCUCACUGCUCUCGUGC